This is a messenger RNA of Linepithema humile (Argentine ant), 1680 nucleotides long. It is a transcript of the gene Sin1, whose product is annotated as SAPK-interacting protein 1. Gene Ontology annotation, cellular component: TORC2 complex; cytoplasm; plasma membrane. Gene Ontology annotation, biological process: TORC2 signaling. Gene Ontology annotation, molecular function: phosphatidylinositol-4,5-bisphosphate binding. The record is from RefSeq and is a predicted model, not a curated record. Lineage: Eukaryota; Metazoa; Arthropoda; Insecta; Hymenoptera; Formicidae.
AAACUUUACGACGUUCUGCGUAAUGUAGGCGAUGGUAGGCGCGGAAAUCGAUCUUCUGAUUCAUAAAAGAGCCGAUCAACGAGUGGUUGAGGACGCGUUUUAUUUCGAUGUGAUUUUUGACCUUUUUUAAUAUACCCGAUAGUAUCUAGUCAAUAAAAAAAAACAAGAAAUGGCACUCUAUGACAAUCAAUACUGGCUCUUGUCGCACAUCAGGGAUAGUUUUCUCGCCAUGGACGACACAGGUAUGUGUGAAAUGGUAAUGCUUGGGGAAAAUAUUCCUAAACAGUUGAAGGCGAACGGAACACUGCAGUGUUAUCCUGGUAUGGAAGAGAGUGAUGAGGAGGAGGAUUUGGAUGCAUUAGCAGAAUCAUAUGACAUACAAAUGGAUAUGGAAUUCAGUCACAGACAGAGAUCUAACACUGCACAGAGAUUGGAGAAGAUGGACAUAGAAAGGAAGAAGGCAGCCAAGGUCAAGCAUGUCAAAUGGGAACAUAAUCCCAAUGCCAUUACACCCACAGACCAAUCGGAACUGUUUCAGAGAAAGGACUUUCGUAGAAAGACUCCGUUGAGGAAAGGACAUUCUCUCUUGUCGGAACAACUUGAAAAGUGUCCAAAUUUACCACAGAAUGCAUUCAAGGAUUAUGCAAAAUUCGAUGGCAACGCACAAGUAGGCAUUCCUGUAAGAAAAUACAGGAUAUUCAUGUGCAUGCUGCCAAAGGAGGAGAGGACGUAUCCGCUCCAGGUAGUGGUGACGGCAACGGCGAGGGUGUUAGACUUCAUCGGGUUGAUUUGCUACAAAUAUGCAAGUGAACAUCCCGAUCAUAAGUUGAAGGACCUGUCGCGUUACGGAUUAUACAUCACCGAGGACGAUGGCGAAGUAGACUGGGCAUUUCCCUGUCUAGAUCCACGUGAGACCAUCUCCAAGUUCGAGUUCACCACGCUGGGUCUGAUUGAGAUGAAGCCGAGCGACAGAGCGCGGCACAAUGCGGUUAGUUGCGUUGAGAAGAAGGCCGAGGAACAUCUGGAAGGCAAAGAUAAGGAACAGGAAGAGGUCGCAAAUGAUCUGGCUAAGAUGGAAGGUCACACCACCGCAAUGGAAGCACCGUUGUAUCAAUCGUACAGAGUAUAUAUAAUUAACAAAAUGCGAGCAAAGACUGAGAUUCAUUUAGGAAUAUCAGGCGAGAAGAUAGAGAUAGAUCCAGUGAUAACAGGUAAAGGUGCUGCCAGGUUCUGGAACAGACAGCGAGCAGUUAGUUAUCAUAUAGAUAAUAUCGCCUGGUGCGAAGUGACGGAAACUAAGGGAUCGAAAACUAUGUUCACACUGGUUUAUACUCCGCAAUCCAGCGUUCCAGACAAUUUUCUGAGUCAAAGCCAUUCGCUUCAUCAAUCAGCAUCGUUUAAGAAUCAUGAUUUUGAAGCGGACUCUGUAACAGCCGAGGAGAUUGUACGGAAAAUUAAUCACAUUCUAGAGCUGCACAGCAGCCAGUCUAGGAAGGAGUAUCUCGCACAGAAAGAAAGGAAGGCAGCGAGGAGAAAGAGUUUUCAUCUAUAUAGAUGACAGCUCUAUUGGUUAUUCUAUACAAUCUUAGAUUAUCUGAAGCAUUGAACAUUAAUGUACGACAGAACGCAAUUGUGAAAGUUGCACUAGGAUCAGAAAUAUCCUUGUAUAAUCGUAUUGAU